UUGGUAGUGUUUCGAGACUGGAAAAGUGGAGAAGAAAAAUGGCGACUUAAUUGAGUGCACUGUCAACUGCUUGCAGGCGUUUGUAAGAUAGCUAACUAAUUGUCAACCAAGUUCACGGAUAAUACCUCCGGCUUCACUGACUCGAAUUUCUACUUUCUAGUCUACCUUUUUGCCCUCAGAGGACCAUGUCCAGACUGUGUGUGGUAUGCGGGGGCUCGAAAGGUAUCGGGAGAGCCGUGUCUCGCCUGCUGGCAGAGAAGGGCUUCCGAGUAGCCGUGCUGUCCAGGAACCAGGACGCGGCGCGGGCCACCGUUACAUCGCUGAAAGGAGUUGACCACCUGGCGUUCAGUUGUGAUGUUUCCCAAGAACAGGAAGUGCAGAAGACGUUUGAGAAUAUCCAGAAGACCUGUGGAAACAUCUCCUACCUCGUCAAUGCUGCUGGAAUCAACAAGGACAGUCUGCUGCUGCGGGCCAGGCCAGAGGACAUGGUGUCUGUCCUCCACACCAACCUGCUCGGCAGCAUGUUGACCAGCAGGGCGGCGCUCAGGAGCAUGCUGAGGGCUCGGGGGGGCGCCAUCGUCAACAUAGGCUCGGUGGUGGGGUUGAAGGGGAACUCUGGACAGUGUGUGUACAGCGCCAGCAAGGCAGGACUGGAGGGCUUCACACGAUCUCUGGCAAAAGAGGUCGCCUCUCGUAACAUCCGUGUCAAUCUCCUGGCCCCAGGGUUCAUCCAUACCGACAUGACUGCGGGGCUGAGCGAGGAGGAGGGUGCUCGAUCUAUCCCCCUGGGCCGCCUGGGGGAGCCGGAGGAGGUGGCCCAGGCUGUGCUCUUCCUGUUGCUGUCUCCCUACGUCACAGGACAGGUCCUGGCGGUGGAUGGGGGCCUACAGCUGGCCAUGUAGCACACAGCCACAGAGAGAACCUGUGGAUGGGGGCCUACAGCUGGCCAUGUAGCACACAGCCACAGAGAGAACCUGUGCCUGGCCAUGUCCAGGCCGGAGCAGGGGAUGCCAGGUUGGCUGGUGCACAGAGAGGGCCUGCUGGGGAGCCCACAGCCCUGUUGGUCCCUGGGUGGUGUGGAGGAGGACUCUUGAAAAAGGCUAAGUGUUCUGAAAAUGCACUACACUGUUUAGUAAUGAUGUAAAAGGCAACAUUGUUGGAUAAUGGAAAUAGUCCAGGUUCAUUUAAUGGUUUGAAGUAAUUCAUGGCUUCUGCAAAGUGCUUGUAUAAUUUUUUUUGCAUUGAAUUGAAAUGUAUUUUUGCAGUGGGGUGGUGAGUUAAGUAGGGGUCGGAAUCCUUUGGUACCUCACGAUUUGAUUGUUGGGGUCACAAUCGAUUCAAUAUAUAUAUGCUUACGUUUAACGUUUUGUAUGUAAAAAGUAAACUAGAAAAUGUACAUUUGUGUAUCGCUAGAAGACUGAAUCGCGAUUCAUAUGUGAAUCGAUUUUUUCCCCCACCCCUAGUGUUAAGUCAAAAUAAAUGUGUUUAAUGUUAAAA
Molecule: messenger RNA, 1497 nt
Organism: Osmerus eperlanus (European smelt)
Lineage: Eukaryota; Metazoa; Chordata; Actinopteri; Osmeriformes; Osmeridae
Gene: cbr4
Product: carbonyl reductase 4
Exons: 6
Coding region: 186-902 (238 amino acids)
Molecular function (GO): oxidoreductase activity, acting on the CH-OH group of donors, NAD or NADP as acceptor
Source: RefSeq, a predicted model, not a curated record